This is a messenger RNA of Manacus vitellinus (golden-collared manakin), 1380 nucleotides long. Its product is annotated as maestro heat-like repeat-containing protein family member 7. Gene Ontology annotation, cellular component: cytoplasm. NCBI's taxonomy places the organism in Eukaryota, Metazoa, Chordata, Aves, Passeriformes, Pipridae. The transcript has 10 exons. Bases 1 to 1380 code for a protein of 459 amino acids. The record is from RefSeq and is a predicted model, not a curated record.
AUGCAGCAGAGACCUCCCACGGUGCCCAAGCUGGCCUGGGUGAAGGAGGAGGAGAAGGAGGAAAGCCCUGGGGCUGCUCCAACACAGCAGCCUGAAGAGGUGCAGCAGGUGCAGCCCCCGCAGGAGGCUCUGAGCGCGCUCGCUCUUUGCCAGAUGCAGGCCAGGAGCGGACAGAAGAGCAGCUCCGUGCCCGUGGCCGCUUCCGCAGGGCAGCACAGCUGGUUUGCAGAUUCAUCAGGGGCAUUUGGCAUGAAGAGGCCACUUUCAUGGCCACUGGGGACACGGCAAACUCGGACCUCUUCCAUGCCCAGACCAGCGCCUUUCCUGCUGGAUUUGCUUGUGCAGAACGGUGUCUACAAAGCAAAGCAAGUGCCGGCCAUAGUCAGGUGCAUCCAUCAGUGGCUCACGUCCAAUGUGUCUGCUGAGCACAGGCUGGACAAGACUCUUGUCCUGCUGACCGAGGCACACCCCACGGAUGUUGCAGUGACCCUGCUGCGCUCUGCCCCAGCCUGUGACAGAGCUGCUCGCACCAUGUGGAAGACGCUCAUCUCCUCCAGACGGACUAAGGAGCCGGUGCUGCAGAUCCUCUUCCAUGUGCUGGAAUACUGGCCAGCGCACAGGAGACGCACCUCUGAUGGGGAUGAGAGGGAUGUCUUUGCCCUGGCUGCAACUGUGGCACUCUGGGAGAUCCUCCAGCUGUCCCACUCCUGGUGCCCAGGGGGAGUGAAGAACAAUUCCCCCCGCCUCCUUCUGACUCUGCUCUUCCAAGUUUUCAUCAGCACAGAGGAGAUGUCAGAGGAGGUCGAGACCUUCUGGAGGCGAUGCCGGGAGCAGCGCAGCCUUCCCCCCAACCCCAACAGGUUUGCAGUGCAGACCGUUAAAGCCCUGCUGCGCCAGCUGCUGGAUGAGGACGUGCUGAUGGCGAUCGGUCGCAAGUGUGGCUGGGACAUGCUCCUCAAGGCUGACACCCACCACUAUGCAGUGGGUCUGCUGGCCAGGGAGCUGUGCCGUUUCUCCCGCUCCUUCUGCCGCAGCAUCGCCGUCAGCCUGCUCCCGCGGCUCAGCAGGGGAGAGCCCCUGUGGGAACUGCCUGCCCUGGCGUUCCUGGUGGAGGUCCUGCACUGCCUGAACCCCAGACAAUGUGGGCCCAGCGUCCUGCAGAUCAUUUCCAGGCACCUGCGCAGGCAGUGCCCGGAGAGGCGUCGCCUGGCGCUCCGAGGCCUGCUGGUGCUCAGCAAGGCUCCCGCAAUGGUGAGCAGGGGGCAGGGGCUGAAGCCGGGCCGGCAGCCUGCCCGACUCCUUUGGGACACACCUUUGGCCUCUGGGCCCCGCGGCAGCACCGUGGGGCUGCACCACAGCAUUGUGUUCCACACAGGCUAA